This is a messenger RNA of Andrographis paniculata, 1050 nucleotides long. RefSeq names its product fatty-acid-binding protein 3, chloroplastic. The transcript is spliced from 5 exons. Gene Ontology annotation, biological process: fatty acid metabolic process. Lineage: Eukaryota; Viridiplantae; Streptophyta; Magnoliopsida; Lamiales; Acanthaceae. Gene Ontology annotation, molecular function: fatty acid binding; intramolecular lyase activity. The record is from RefSeq and is a predicted model, not a curated record. Gene Ontology annotation, cellular component: chloroplast stroma. Bases 12 to 872 code for a protein of 286 amino acids.
GUUUCCCAAAAAUGGCUUCACCUGUAGUAGCAACGAUAUCCACGCCUCUUCCCCAUUCUUCACCCGCCAAAAGCAAAGCCUUUUGUGCUUUCCUCAAUUCCCGCUGUUCUGAGAAGUUCUCAACAAUUCCGCCGUCAGUGCUGCGGACUCACACCGAUAGAUCUGUGCUCCGUUUAUCCACAUUUUCUCCAAAUGUCUUUGCCAAGAGGAUUGCUCGAUUUCACAUACUGAAAGCUACUUCAGUUGUAAACUCAGAAUACACUGAAGAACCCGAGACAAAAGUAAAAUUCCAAACAUCAGUGAGUCUUCCAGGUUGUUCUUCCCCACUAUCUUUGCUUGGAACUGGAUACCGGGAAAAAGUAUUUGCAAUAAUCAAAGUUAAAGUAUACGCUGCGGCACUGUAUACAAAUCCAUCGAUCUUUGGUAAACUAGACCCCUGGAAAGGCCAUUCAUCUGAGGAGCUAGAACAAGAUUCAUCAUUAUCCACUGCAAUUCUUCAAGCUCCUCUAGAGAAAUCACUCCAAAUUGUUCUAGUACGAGACAUUGAUGGUAAAACAUUUUGGGGUGCCUUGGACGAGGCAAUCUCCCCGAGAAUCUCAUCUCUAACUUCGGCUGAUAAAUCUGCAAUUUCAACAUUCCGUGGAGUCUUCCAGGGUAGGCCACUUAACAAAGGAACCUUCAUAUUUUUGACUUGGUUGGACACAACAAAAAUGCUAAUUAGUGUAUCCGACGGUCUUCCCUCUUCCAUUGAUGCUACUAUUGAAUCCUCGAAUGUUGCUUCAGGUUUGUUUGAUGUGUUUCUUGGAGGUACACCAGUUUCUCCUUCAUUAAAAGCUUCUGUUUCUAAAGGGUUGGCCGCAGCGCUCAACUAGAAGGCGUUGCUUGCCAUGUUCGGAUCCUCUUUUCCUCGUUAAGUUUAAUUUGAUCAAUACUCUACAAAAAGUCUAACUACAUUUAUCGAGUUUGCUACAUGCAUGCAUACAUUUUAAAAGGAUUUGGAAACAAUAUAUGCCUAGUUCUAGUAGUGAUCACUUUCCGACUAUCUCUUCA